AUGGACCAGGAGAAUCAGACAAUGGUGACUGAAUUUUACUUCUCUGAUUUCCCUCCGUUUGAGAAAGGCAGCCUCUUAUUCUUCAUCCCUUUGCUCCUUAUUUACAUGUUCAUCAUCGUGGGAAAUUUCAUAAUCUUCUUGGCUGUCAGGCUAGAUGUCCACCUGCACAAUCCCAUGUACAAUUUCAUCAGCAUCUUCUCCUUCCUGGAGAUUUGGUACACCACGGUGACCAUUCCCAAAAUGCUCUCCAACCUGGUCAGUGAACAGAAGACCAUCACGUUGAUUGGCUGCCUCUUGCAGAUGUAUUUUUUCCAUUCACUCGGGGUCACAGAAGGUCUCAUCCUCACAGUGAUGGCCAUCGACAGGUACGUGGCCAUCUGUAACCCCCUCCGCUAUGCAGUCAUUAUGACCCCUAGGCUCUGCAUCCAGCUGUCUUCUGGCUCCUGCAUCUUUGGCUUCCUUAUGUUGCUGCCGGAGAUUGUGUGGAUUUCUACUCUUCCCUUCUGUGGUCCCAACCAAAUCCAUCAACUCUUCUGUGACUUUGAGCCUGUGCUGAGCUUGGCUUGUACAGACACUUCCAUGAUUCUGGUUGAAGAUGUGAUCCAUGCUAUCUCCAUCCUCACCUCCAUUUCUGUGAUCACCCUUUCCUAUUUAAGAAUCAUCACUGUGAUUCUGAGGAUUCCCUCGGGAGAGAGCCGUCGCAAGGCUUUCUCCACUUGUGCAGCCCACGUUACCAUUUUCUUGCUGUUUUUUGGCAGUGUGACACUCAUGUACCUGCGCUUCUCUGUCACAUUCCCACCACUAAUGGACAAAGCCAUUGCACUGAUGUUUGCUGUCCUUGCCCCAUUUUUCAACCCAAUAAUCUAUAGUUUGAGGAACAAAGACAUGAAAGAAGCUAUUGAAAAAAUGUUCUGUUCUCAAAAGAUGUUCAGUGUCUCUGGGAACUAG
This is a messenger RNA of Marmota flaviventris (yellow-bellied marmot), 948 nucleotides long. RefSeq names its product olfactory receptor 6K3. Gene Ontology annotation, molecular function: G protein-coupled receptor activity; olfactory receptor activity. Gene Ontology annotation, biological process: G protein-coupled receptor signaling pathway. The record is from RefSeq and is a predicted model, not a curated record. Gene Ontology annotation, cellular component: membrane. NCBI's taxonomy places the organism in Eukaryota, Metazoa, Chordata, Mammalia, Rodentia, Sciuridae.